AUGUUUUUGAAACCACUCACCAUUCUUUUUUUGGUACAGAUGAUGCAUUUGUGUCAAUCAGCUGUUGUUCGCAAAAUGUUGACAAUUCCUGAGUGGAAACGUUUGCCAUUUAACAGUUUUGGCUGUCAACAAGGAAAGGUAGCUGAUGUUGCUCUAUUCCUUGACACAUCCCAACAUUUGACGGAUAAACAAUUUGAAAAUCAGAUUCAAAGAGCAGAGCAAAUGGUCCGCUUAUUUCGUAAUUUCAAAACCAAUGACAGGCAUCGCUAUAAUCGCAUAGCUAUCAUCACAAUUUCUGAUUCAAUAGUGAAACAUGUUGUAAAGUUCAAAAGCCAACUGAACUCUCCCAAAUACUCCCGUACUGAUGAAUUGGUGCACAUUCUACGAAAAUUGCACAAAAACAAUGAAACAUACAGUACAAGUGAAUCAAGAAACGGAAAUGAAAUGUUGGCUUUGAAGCAGCUGAAGCGUUUAUCAUCAAAAAUGAGAAAAGAAGUAGCUCAUGUGGCAUUUUAUUUCUCAGCUGAUGAAACAGUCAGCAAGACAGACUUGAGACGAGCUAAGUUUAUUCGCAAAUUAGGAAUCUACUUCGAUAUUGACGCCUCAGUAAAGAAACUUUUGGAUAUGAAACAUUGUGACAUGCAAAUCAGCCCUCCUGAUGAAAGCCCAAGACCAAUAUGUGUUGCAAAACGUAUGGUUAAUUUAUUGCUUGGUAUUGACCCAAUUACCUUGGAUGGAAGCAAGACUAAGAAAAUUCAACAUUUUAUUCAGAGCCUCAGAAAAGAACUGGAAGAAGCAAAUGGAGCUAAAAUCCUGAUUGAAGAAGUUAAACCCACAACAGAUCAUUUGUUACAAGUUGAAGAUGCGGAACAAUUAACAAGUCAUAAAGAAGAAAUCCUCAAGUGCAUCUGCAAAGGUUGGUGA
Molecule: messenger RNA, 924 nt
Organism: Acanthosepion pharaonis
Lineage: Eukaryota; Metazoa; Mollusca; Cephalopoda; Sepiida; Sepiidae
Source: the annotation of a GenBank genome assembly